GAAACCCAAGUUGCUCUCUGCUCCUCCACUUUGUGCUACUGAAGAUGAGGAUUUUAAUGCUACCAACUCAAGCGGGGCUGCAGGUUUCUCCCUGCCCCCUUCCCCCCCAUGAAGGUGAUGGCCUGGAAUUGUCGGGGAUUGGCUUGUGCCCCGACAAUUCGUACUUUACGAGCUCUCAUCAGGAUCAAUAGACCUGAUGUGCUGUUUCUCUCAGAGACUAUGGUGUUGUCUUCCCGUUAUUGGAAUUCUCUCUUUCGCAUGGGUUUUUCUUCUUGGUUGCAAGUCCCUCCAGUUCGUUGUAGAGGAGGUCUCUUUGUGACUUGGAAGCCGGGUUUCUCUUUGGAGCCUAUCUAUCUGGAUCAAAAUCAAAUUUCCUGUCGUGUGGUUUCUGAUCCCUCCCCGUGUUCUUGGUUGAUUUCAUGUGUCUACGCUCCUCAUUCCUUACAGGAUCGUAACACUUUUUGGACUAAUCUUACAAGAGUGGGUUCCUCUUUCGAUGGACCUUGGCUUCUCUUGGGUGAUUUCAAUGCAAUUCUGUCUUCUGCAGACAAAAGAGGUGGUCGAAGUUUUGGGUCUCCCUCCCACUUUGAUUUUGUUGAUUUUGUACACUCUAAUGCUUUAGUUGACUUGGGCUUUGUUGGAAAUAAGUUCACUUGGAGCAAUCAUCGUUUAGGCAGGAACAAUAUUAGAGAGAGGAUUGACCGUGGUUUGGCUAAUCAAGGUUGGGUUCAUCUUUAUCCCAAUUCUCUGAUUAAUCAUCUUUUGGCUUCUAAUUCAGACCACUGUCCUAUUUUGCUAUCCUCUGCUGGUUCCUACCAAAAUAUUCCCAAACCUUUUCGUUUUGAAGCAUUCUGGACACGUGACCGUUCUAGUCAUGGUGUAGUGGCUGAGGCUUGGCUGACAGAUGUGGAAGGUUCUCCAGCUUUCUCUUUGAGCAGAAAGUGGAAUAAUACAAAGGCUGCUCUAAAACACUGGAAUACACAUCAUUUUGGGCACAUUCAAACUCAGAUAAAGAUACUGAUGGCUGAAAUCAAUGGUAUUCAAGCUAGCCCUCACUCGUUGGCUAAUGUGGCAAGGGAAUCUUCUCUUCAAGAGGCUUUGCAGGAGCAACUUCUGAGAGAGGAAGUACUGUGGAAACAAAAAUCCAGAGAGCUGUGGUUAUCCUGUACAGACCUCAAUACCAAAUUCUUCCAUGCUUCCACUACAUGCAGAAGAAGGCGAGAGCUCAACUUCGAAUUCGGGCAUGGCUGCAACAGCAGGAGAUUCAGAUUCAGCCUCCAGUGGGAUUUAUCCUGCAUCGCCUCCAUCUCCAUGUGAAGGUCAUGGAAACACACAAGUAUGUUCCAAAUGUAUGUACAGCAAGUACGCGCCUGAGCCUGAACAGGAGUUUGAGAAGAUUUUGUCACCAACUGAUAUACGAAGCUACAGGCUUUAUUUAAAGAAGUCACGAACUGCCAGAUUCUGCCCCCUAGCGAAUGGAAGUAAUCCGGUGAGUGUCUACGACGUUCAAAUGAAGCGCUGGCCAAUGCGUUGUCGUAGGAGUGGUGGGAAAACUUAUCUCACUCGAGGCUGGAGCCGCUUUGCUAAAGAGAAGAAACUAAGUGAAGGAGAUAGAAUCACAUUUUAUGAGCUGAAUUGCAAGAGAGGAACUGGAAAAAGGGUCUUCAUGAUUGGAGUCUCUCGCAAACAGUGUAUUCAGAUUCUUGGAGCUACAGUCAGAAAGUAGACGAACACCGAAUCUUGAUAGUUUGGCGUUUGUUAUGUAUGAUUUUGAAGUCGAUCAGCGUGUAUUUUUCUGGGUUUUUGUUGUGUUUCAUUUCGA
Molecule: messenger RNA, 1822 nt
Organism: Corylus avellana
Lineage: Eukaryota; Viridiplantae; Streptophyta; Magnoliopsida; Fagales; Betulaceae
Source: RefSeq, a predicted model, not a curated record